Messenger RNA from Hibiscus syriacus, 1160 nucleotides. Its product is annotated as putative RING-H2 finger protein ATL21A. The record is from RefSeq and is a predicted model, not a curated record. NCBI's taxonomy places the organism in Eukaryota, Viridiplantae, Streptophyta, Magnoliopsida, Malvales, Malvaceae. Bases 32 to 1159 code for a protein of 375 amino acids. Gene Ontology annotation, molecular function: polysaccharide binding. The transcript is spliced from 2 exons.
UCCCCCAUCUCAAGCUUUAGCACUUUUCAUCAUGGAUACCCUCAUCUUGUUCUCUUUUCUCUUUCUCCUUUUAUGUGCAACAGCAGCAGAGCCUUGUUCCAUUGCUAUGUGUGGCAAAAACAAAGUCCCUAUACGGUUCCCUUUCCGUCAACAAGGUAAACAAUCCCGAAACUGUAGGUACCCAGGCUUCGACCUCGGAUGCGGUAGUCAAAACACGGUUUAUCUAAAGCUUCCAUAUUCCGGAGAAUUUUACGUUCGUGAUAUCAAGUAUCUCGAUCAACAGAUAAGUCUAUACGACCCCAGUGGUUGCCUUCCCAAGCGGCUUCUCAGCUUAAACCUUUCUGCUUCUCCCUUUGUGGCUGUUUUUAUUCAGAACUACACCUUCUUAAACUGCCCAACUCAGAUCACAACGUCUCGGUUCAAUGCCAUUGAUUGCCUAAGCAAUUCAACAAGCUCGAUCUUGGCUACUUCUUCCGCGAGGCUUGCGAAUAAAAUGGCCUCAUCAUCGUGUCGUAUCAUCACCGUAUUGCUGAUUCCCGUUUCGUGGCGAACUAAGGACGACGAAGAAUUAACAGCAGCGCUUGAUGCAGACAUUCAGCUGACAUGGAAUGCACCUCAAUGCGGCAACUGCGAAGAGCAAGGAGGAAUCCGUGAGUUAAAGAGCAACAGCAGUGAAGAAAUCGACUGUUUUCAUACACCAAGGAGAAAAGGUAGGGGUCUUCAAGUUUUCAGGGUCAUCUCUUUGUGUAUUGCUCUACCAGCACUCUCCGGGGCAAUAGGAAUCACCGUUUUUGCAUACUUCCAGGAUCGAUUCAAUCCUUCCCGGAGAAAUCCAUAUCCAAUGCAGCUGAACAACGGUACUGCAGAAGUGUUGCCACAACCUGUUCUUGUUGUAACAGGGCUGGAUGAGUCCACAAUUGAAUCAUAUGAGAAGAUAGUGCUCGGCGAGAGCUGGAGAAUACCCGGCCCCAAUGACAGCACUUCCCCUAUAUGUUUGUCUGAAUACCUUAGCCAAGACAUUAUCAGGUGCAUACCGAAAUGCAAACACAGCUUCCACGCAGAAUGCAUCGAUGAAUGGCUACGGAUGAACUCUAUGUGCCCGGUGUGCCAAAAGUCUCCUGCGGCAGAGGAUGCUAGUUCACGUAAUGACCCUGUUUGAU